This is a messenger RNA of Lachancea thermotolerans CBS 6340, 462 nucleotides long. RefSeq names its product Pbp4p (gene PBP4). The transcript has a single exon. The coding region runs from base 1 to 462 and encodes 153 amino acids. NCBI's taxonomy places the organism in Eukaryota, Fungi, Ascomycota, Saccharomycetes, Saccharomycetales, Saccharomycetaceae. The record is from RefSeq and is a predicted model, not a curated record.
AUGUCCACUGCCACGCAUAAACCCCGGCUAACGGGCUGGGCUGCCGCCGCAGCGAAGGCCGCGCCCAAGACCCAGUCUAAGCCCGAAGAGUCGCCUUCGUCAUCGUCAUCGGCAGCAGCGGCGCGCUCGACCGCCGCCGCCUCGUCAAAAUCCAGUACUGGAACCAAGACGAGGCCGCCCGCGGCCGCCCGCGGUGUGUCGCCGCCUGCAUCUGCGCCCGCCUCAAAGGACCCCACCAAGAAGAACAAAAAGACAUCAAGGCCUGCUUUCAAUUCGGAGCAAGUCGCCCAGUUUCUCCGCUCGCAGUUUGCUGCGCAAUCGUCGCAGCCCAACACCACCGUGUACACCAAGCCCAAGACCCAUAGCUCGCAUGGCUCGCCGGAUUGGGGUACCACCACCAGCAAGUGGAAAACAAAGAAAUACGGCUGUCUGAGCGACGUGGCGCGCUCGCUCAGAUCUUAG